Messenger RNA from Physeter macrocephalus (sperm whale), 1107 nucleotides. It is a transcript of the gene ZGLP1, whose product is annotated as zinc finger GATA like protein 1. Lineage: Eukaryota; Metazoa; Chordata; Mammalia; Artiodactyla; Physeteridae. Gene Ontology annotation, biological process: spermatogenesis; oocyte development; regulation of transcription by RNA polymerase II. The coding region runs from base 1 to 1107 and encodes 368 amino acids. Gene Ontology annotation, cellular component: nucleus. The transcript has 6 exons. Gene Ontology annotation, molecular function: zinc ion binding; sequence-specific DNA binding. The record is from RefSeq and is a predicted model, not a curated record.
AUGGAGGCCGAGCCAGCCUCGGACUUGUCGAUGCUUCGAGAGCUGCUGGCGCCAGCGCCGCCCUGUCUGGACCCCGAACCGCCCCCGGAACUCCCCACCCAGCAGGCACCAAGGACCCCAGGAUGCCUCAGACCCAGUGGCAGGUCCUUCUGGCCUGCACACCAGGACUCGGUCACCGCCCUGCACUUCCUCCAAGAGACAGCAGAGGGGCUGGCCCAGCCCCCCACCUGGGACACCCAGGCCCUAGGGCCCUGCUGGGAGCCGAAGGCCCUGGAGACUCUGGGAGCCCUACCUGUGGCCAAGGAUGCCAAGAACAUGCUGACCCCAAUCAGCCAGCAGAGCCUCAGCCUGGGGCCCCGAGUGGCUCCCCCGGCCUCUUCAGCCCAACCACAGAGGAGACCCCGGAAGCAGUCGAACCCCCAGCGGGGCGCCGAGAAAGUGGACCCCCGGUUCGAGGGGGUGACCCUGAAGUUUCAGAUAAAGCCAGAUUCCAGCCUACAGAUCAUACCCACCUACAGCCUGGCCUGCAGCACCCGCUCUCAGGGUCCCCCGCCAGGCCCUGCCAGAGGCCCAGAGGCCAACGCAGGAGGCAGCGAGGCUCUGGGGCCCCGACGCUGUGCUUCCUGUAGGACCCAGAGGACCCCACUCUGGAGAGAUGCCGAAGAUGGGACCCCGCUCUGCAAUGCCUGUGGUAUCAGGUACAAGAAAUAUGGCACCCGGUGCUCCAGCUGCUGGCUGGUGCCCAGAAAAAGUGUCCAGCCCAAGAGGCUGUGUGGCAGAUGUGGGGUGUCGCUGGGUCCCCACCCAGUCCCAACUCAGGAAGGAGACCCCAGGUGGAAGACCCAGGCCUCAGGCCCCAGAGCUCCUGGCUCAGGGGGUCACUGGCCCCCUCCUCGGCCCCUGCUUCAGUCAGGCUUGGCUGAGCCCCUCACCCCCUCAGGAAAUGCUUAUGGCUGUGAAACUCGUAUUGUUAAUAGCAGUGACAAUAAAGAGCAGAACUACUCAGAGAAGGGGUACUGUGACUUCGGGACCCCACCUCGCGCGCCCUCACCCGCCUCUCCCCCGGCCCAGGAGUGUGGGGGACGGGUUUUCUCAGUGGGGUUCUGA